CGUCUGGUUGACGACAAGGUGGUCUAAAAUUUAUAUGCAAGAAAAGUCUUCCAUGCUCUGAAGAAAAGAUACAUAUGGUAUACAACCUUCCCCCAGUUGCUAUGCAAAUCACUCUCUCCCACCUCAUGGGUUCAACGAACAGAACUGUAUUAGCUAGCAGGCAGCUGUUGUUGCUGAUGGCGUGGAGCCUAGCACCCACUGCCAUGAACAUCAAGGUGGCAUCUGCAACCCCUCCUUCUGCCGCUAGCCUUGCGCACUGCCCCAAAACCUGUGGUGAUGUGAGCAUCUGGUACCCCUUCGGCGUUGGGCCAGGCUGCUUCCGGCAAGGCUUCGAGCUCAUCUGUGACACCGCCACUCAGCCUCACAAGCUCUUCCUUGGGAACACCACCACCCAGGUGACCAGCCUCUUCCCUUCAGGAACUGUCCUUGCAUCAGUCAUGUACACCAUCCCCCCCAUGGCGCUGGGCACUGGCACCUACAACCUGUCCUGGGAGUCUCCAGGAAGGAACCUUAACAUCGUGACCUACAAUUACCUGGCGUUUCUUGGCUGUGGCGUCGGGGUCUAUCUAUUCCACCCUGACACUGGUGGCCUUGUCGGCCAUUGCACGGUCAAGUGUGCCUCCGUGGCGAGCAUGACCGUGGCAACUGAAGGGGGGAUCUGCAAUGGCAUGGGCUGCUGCACCGUCACUUUCCCCGUGUUGUUUCGACGGUUUAAGGUGACCAUCAUCAAGAACAACGAGACGGUACCACAGCCAUUCGCCAAUAUAACCAUCAAGGCCUUCUUGACAUUCCGCUCGUAUAAGUUUAGUAUUGCGGAUCUGUUGUCUGACAAGAUAAAUGCGAGCACUGUUGGUGCUUCCUCUGCAUACCUCUCGACUGUAAUCACGGACAAACCCAAUUGUGCAAGAGCAUUGUCCGAUGAUAACACACAGUAUGCCUGCGGCAGUAGCGACUGUGUGGAUGUGCCAAAUGGAGGCUACUCAUGUACCUGCUCUGGCAGUUCCGACGAUGGCAAUCCAUACCUUCCUGAUGAUUGCAAACAAGAGUAUAACCCUACCCCCAAACUGAAUUGUUCAAGAUCAUGUGGUAGCAUGAACAUUCCUUUCCCUUUUGGGAUUGAACCAGGCUGUUAUGCUACAAGGAGAUUUCAACUAAAUUGUGCAUCCAAUCGCACUCUUAUUGGCAGACCACCUGCAAAAUAUGAAGUGACAAAUAUUUCAUUAGAUGAUGGACUCCUGUAUGUUAAUAAGCUUUCUGAGUUUGAAGAUGCUAAUACGAAAUAUCUAUCAGUAUACUAUGGUGGCUCUGUAUAUUUUAGUCAGCAACUAGUAUAUGGGUUGGAUAAGUCUGAUUUAUCUGAGGAGUUUGCUGUGUGGAGGUGGUCUGCGACCAAUCUUACAUGUGAAAAUGCAAAAAGCGGCAGUGCAUAUGCAUGCCGUAGCACACAUAGUGAGUGCCUUGGUGUCACAAAUGGGAAACUCUACAUUGGUUAUCGUUGCAAGUGCUCUCUUGGCUUUGAAGGAAAUCCUUACGUCCAAAGUGGAUGCAUAGAUAUUGAUGAGUGUCUGAUACCCAAUAACUGUAAUGGGAUAUGCUAUAACCUGAAGGGAAGCUUUCGUUGUUGCCCUCAUGACACGUAUUUUGAUCUGAUAGGAAAACAAUGCACUCCCAAUAAGCGGCAAAAUCUUAUUUUGGGAGUUGCUACUGGGAUUGGCAGUGGUUUUGGUGUUCUAGCUAUUGCACUGAGUACAAUUGUAGUAGUGAGAAGAUGGAAAAGAGACACUCAAAAGAAAAUCCGAAGAGCAUUCUUCAGAAAAAACAAAGGCCUACUCCUGGAGCAGCUAAUCUUAUCCACAAGUGAAAGUGUUACCCACACCACAAGGAUAUUUUCUUUGGAAGAGCUAGAAAAGGCAACCAACAACUUUGAUCUAACACGCAUUCUCGGGCACGGAGGCCAUGGCACCGUCUACAAGGGGAUUUUAUCCGACCAAAGAGUGGUGGCUAUCAAGAAGUCCAAGAUUGUUGAGCAGAGUGAAAUAGACCAGUUUGUCAACGAGGUUUCCAUCCUGUCCCAGAUCAUCCAUCGCAACGUCGUGAAACUCUUUGGGUGCUGCCUUGAGUCUGAGGUGCCGCUUCUUGUGUACGAGUUCAUCUCUAAUGGCACACUACAUGACCUCCUCCAUGGUGAUCCGGGUGCCAAAUGCUCGUUGACUUGGGACGACCGUAUCAGAAUUGCUCUGGAGGCUGCAGGGGCGCUUGCUUACCUCCACUCGUCUGCUGCAAUGCCUAUCUUUCACAGAGAUGUGAAGUCAGCCAACAUACUCUUGGAUGACACUUUCACCGCGAAGGUUUCGGACUUUGGUGCCUCCAGGUCCAUUUCCAUUGAUCAGACUCAUGUGGUUACAAUCGUGCAGGGGACAUUCGGGUACCUCGAUCCAGAAUAUUACUACACUGCAUGCUACACUGGACAGCUAACCGAGAAGAGCGACGUCUACAGUUUUGGUGUGAUACUUGUCGAGCUACUAACAAGGAAGAAGCCAAUUUUCCUCAACUGUCUUGGUGAUAAACAGAACUUGGGUCAUUACUUCCUUCGAGGGCUAAGAGAUGACACUGUCAUGGAUAUAAUUGAUCCUCAAGUUGUGUAUGAGUCUAGCCAAAGCGAGAUUGAUGAGAUCGUAUCGGUUGCGGAGACGUGCUUAAGGAAUAAAGGAGAACAGAGACCUAAGAUGAAAGAAGUGGAGUUGAGGCUGCAGCUGCUGAGAGCUAGGAGACCUCCUAGAACACACAACGAGGAGUCGCAAUGGGACAGCGAGGCCAAGCCUCUGUUACCUCCAACGAAGUCCAAGUCUACGUCUCUGGUCAUGGAAAAGAAUGUUGAGCUUGGCAUUGUCGCUAAUCCGGCGUCGCAGGCUCUGUCUAGGUGCUAUACCAUGGAGCAGGAAAUGAUAUCUUCAUCUGAAUUUCCCCGUUAGAUGUAGGUUUUGUUAAACCAAACUCACCGAGUGUUUUGUUUUAUUAUGUAAAUACAAUACCUUGUUGCUUUUAGUACUCGCUCCAUAAUGCAUCACAGAUUCAGUCUCUGUAACUAGUGACCAAGGGGUGGAUAGUGUCAAAAUGUGUACCCGAGAUUCAGUAUAAGAAUGUGUUCAGGAUGUUCAUUGUAAGAAUGUGUACACGAUGUUCAGUGAAAGAAACACGUGGUUGUCUUGUUUA
This is a messenger RNA of Lolium perenne, 3213 nucleotides long. NCBI's taxonomy places the organism in Eukaryota, Viridiplantae, Streptophyta, Magnoliopsida, Poales, Poaceae. The record is from RefSeq and is a predicted model, not a curated record.